Messenger RNA from Mustela erminea (ermine), 2752 nucleotides. RefSeq names its product cartilage acidic protein 1 (gene CRTAC1). The record is from RefSeq and is a predicted model, not a curated record. NCBI's taxonomy places the organism in Eukaryota, Metazoa, Chordata, Mammalia, Carnivora, Mustelidae. The transcript is spliced from 15 exons. Gene Ontology annotation, molecular function: calcium ion binding. Bases 235 to 2139 code for a protein of 634 amino acids. Gene Ontology annotation, biological process: axonal fasciculation.
GCCUGCUCUCCGAGCUGCGCUCGCCCGCUCCCCGCCCUCUGGGGCCGUCGCGAAGCUCAGCUCUCCAUACUGAGCAGUACCCGGGAGGCCCUCGGACACGUUCCCAGGCCGGAUAAAGAUCGGGUCGGCGCUCGCUCCGCAGCGCGAAAUCUCGCCAUCAGCGCGCAUCGCGCGGCCGCUCCGGCCCGGCCCGGCGACGCCAGAUCGCUAUCGGCGGGGGGAAAGGUGUUCAGGAUGUUACUGUUCCUGCUGCUGCUGCGGUUUCUGCCCCCAACGGAGGGGUCUCAGCGUGCUGAACCCAUGUUCACUGCAGUCACCAGCACGGUCCUGCCCCCUGACUAUGACAGCAACCCCACCCAGCUCAACUAUGGUGUGGCAGUCACCGAUGUGGACCAUGAUGGAGAUUUUGAGAUCGUUGUGGCAGGGUACAACGGCCCCAACCUGGUUCUGAAGUAUGACCGGACCCAGAAGCGACUGGUGAACAUUGCAGUGGAUGAGCGCAGCUCCCCCUACUAUGCCCUGCGGGACCGGCAGGGGAACGCUAUUGGGGUCACAGCCUGUGACAUUGAUGGGGAUGGCCGUGAGGAGAUCUACUUCCUCAACACCAAUAAUGCCUUCUCAGGGGUGGCCACGUACACGGACAAGUUGUUCAAGUUCCGCAACAACCGCUGGGAAGACAUCCUCAGUGACGAGGUCAACGUGGCCCGCGGUGUGGCCAGCCUCUUUGCCGGGCGCUCCGUGGCCUGCGUGGACAGGACGGGCUCUGGACGCUACUCUAUCUACAUCGCCAAUUAUGCCUACGGUAACGUGGGCCCUGACGCCCUCAUUGAAAUGGACCCCGAGGCCAGUGACCUCUCCCAGGGCAUUCUGGCGCUCAGAGAUGUGGCUGCUGAGGCCGGGGUCAGCAAAUACACAGGGGGCCGUGGUGUCAGCGUGGGUCCUAUCCUCAGCAGCAGUGCCUCAGACAUCUUCUGUGACAAUGAGAAUGGGCCCAACUUCCUCUUCCACAACCAGGGUGAUGGCACCUUCGUGGAUGCUGCUGCCAGUGCCGGUGUGGACGACCCCCACCAGCACGGGCGAGGUGUCGCCCUGGCCGACUUCAACCGCGAUGGCAAAGUGGAUAUUGUCUACGGCAACUGGAAUGGCCCCCACCGGCUCUACCUGCAGAUGAGUGCCCAUGGGAAGGUCCGCUUUCGGGACAUCGCCUCGCCCAAAUUUUCCAUGCCAUCCCCGGUCCGUACCGUCAUCGCCGCUGACUUUGACAAUGAUCAGGAACUGGAGAUCUUCUUCAACAACUUCGCCCACCGCAGCUCCUCAGCCAACCGUCUCUUCCGGGUCAUUCGCAGGGAACACGGUGACCCCCUCAUCGAGGAGCUCAAUCCCGGUGAUGCCUUAGAGCCUGAGGGUCGGGGCACAGGGGGUGUGGUGACAGACUUCGAUGGAGACGGGAUGCUGGACCUCAUCUUGUCCCACGGGGAGUCCAUGGCUCAGCCGCUGUCUGUCUUCCGGGGGAACCAGGGCUUCAACAACAACUGGCUUCGAGUAGUACCUCGGACCCGGUUCGGGGCCUUCGCCCGGGGAGCUAAGGUUGUGCUCUACACCAAGAAGAGCGGGGCCCACCUGAGGAUUAUCGACGGGGGUUCGGGCUACCUGUGUGAGAUGGAGCCCGUGGCACACUUUGGCUUAGGGAAGGACGAAGCCAGCAGUGUGGAGGUGACGUGGCCGGAUGGCAAGAUGACAAGCCGGAAUGUGGCCAGUGAGGAGAUGAACUCCGUGCUGGAGAUCCCCUACCCCCGGGAUGAGGACAGACCUCAGGACCCAGCCCCACUGGAGUGCGGCCAAGGAUUCUCGCAGCAGGAAAACGGCCAUUGCCUGGACACCAAUGAAUGCAUCCAGUUCCCAUUCGUGUGCCCUCGAGACAAGCCCGUGUGCGUGAACACGUACGGAAGCUACAGGUGCCGGACCAACAAGAGGUGCAGUCGGGGCUACGAGCCCAACGAGGACGGCACAGCCUGUGUGGCUCAAGUGGCCUUUUUAGGUGGGUAUCCUUCUGCUGCCUUUAGAAUCUCUGAGCCUCUCUCUCGGGCCUCGUAUCUCUCUCUAGGCCUUGGACUUUGCCUUCAGUUAUAUGCACUUUAAAUCCCAUCAAUAAAGGAAAAAAGAAAAAAACAAAAACAAACAAACAAAAAAAAAACCUUUGUGGAAAACUAAAUCUCUCCCGCUGCCUGUCUCUCUCUCCACGCCCAGCAGAUUUUGUUGCGCGCUCCCUCGAAAUGAACCCAGGGGUGGCCAUCUUUGAAAAGGGAAGCUUGGAAGCUACUGAUAUUUAUGUAAUCUUAGUUAUUUGUGAAGGCUUUCUAUGGAUGUUUUCUGAGGAAAAGAGAAAAGGAAAGUCUCCCCUCCUACCCCAUCUACCCUCCCUCACUUCUUCAGAAGAAUCAUGGUAGUCCUGUCUUUUCUGUAUUCUCCAGUGUCACAGGACCCUAUUUUGCCCUUAACAAAGAUGGCUCCCAGGCGGUUGCUUGCUGUUGAUUGACUCAUGUACCAUGUGCCUGCUGGUUUGGCCUGUGCUGUUUCUGCUCUGUGCACCCUGACUCAUUGUGGUAGAGAAAGCCUUAUUGGAGUUGGUGGUCAUGAUGGGAGGGGAAAAGGUGACCCUUUGGGACUCUUGAUAAAAAUGUUAAAGUUGGAACUUGCUAAGUCUUCCAGCCACUUUCUGGAGAAAUUAUGCCAAUAAACUCUCUGCUGGAUA